Molecule: messenger RNA, 1392 nt
Organism: Ochlerotatus camptorhynchus
Lineage: Eukaryota; Metazoa; Arthropoda; Insecta; Diptera; Culicidae
Gene: PCID2
Product: PCI domain-containing protein 2
Exons: 3
Coding region: 168-1352 (394 amino acids)
Biological process (GO): poly(A)+ mRNA export from nucleus; transcription elongation by RNA polymerase II; post-transcriptional tethering of RNA polymerase II gene DNA at nuclear periphery
Cellular component (GO): transcription export complex 2
Molecular function (GO): RNA binding; double-stranded DNA binding
Source: RefSeq, a predicted model, not a curated record
UCGACGCGUUGAACUCGCUCCAGUUGAAUGUAACUUUUAAACUCCUUUUUAAGCAUUUAAACCCACCAGAAGUGAUGUUCUGAACGGAAACAAUCGGCUUAGUAUUCCAUUUCAUACUCAUCCCCACGGUCACAAAGCGAACCGUUCAGUGUGGAAAGCAAAGGAAAAUGAACCUUUACCACUACCUAAACUCGGUGCAGCGCGUUUGGAACGCCGGAGAGGGUCAAGCCUUGGCAAGGUUACUGUCUCUGUCCGAUCAUCAUGUCAACAACUCGACGCUGCACGUCGAAUAUCCGGAGUCGGCCGUCGACCGGCAGCUUGAACCCCCGCUGGAUGAAGUCGUCUCCUGCCACCUAAAAGUCCUAUUCUAUCUCACCAAGGAGCCUCGCAACUACAGCGAAGCGUACAAACAGCAAACGAACUGCAUCCAAGCCGUGGUCAAGAUGCUUCAGGUCAUGAAGGACGAAAAUUGGUUCCUUCCGAUCAUGUACACGGUUUCGAUCGAUCUCCGCCGGCUGGCGGCCAAAUGUGAAGAGCAGUUGAAAACGUCCAAGCCGGGGGAGAUCCUGGAAAAAGCGGCCGAGUGCUUGAUGGCUUGCUUUCGCGCUUGUGCGGCCGAUAAUCGGGCCACGGACGGGGAGACCAAGCGACUGGGUAUGCUGAAUUUAGUCAACCAGCUGUUCAAGGUGUACUUCCGGAUCAACAAGCUCAAUCUGUGCAAACCGUUGAUUCGGGCGAUUGAUAGUUCAAACUUCAAAGACUCCUUCAGUCUAGCUCAGAGGAUCACGUACAAGUACUUCGCCGGGAGGAAGGCCAUGUUCGAUUCCGACUACAAAAAUGCCGACGAGUAUUUGAGUUUUGCAUUCGAGAACUGUCCGAGGAAGUUUGCCAAAAACAAGCGACUCAUUUUGACCUACUUGGUGCCGGUGAAGAUGCUGCUGGGAUACAUGCCUCGGAAGGAGGUGCUGGAACGGUACAAUGUCCUGCAGUUUCACGAUCUGACCGUAGCCUUGAAGGAGGGCAACGUCCGCCGAUUCGACGAAGUCAUCCAGAAACACGAAGCAUUCUUCAUCAACGCCGGAAUCUACCUCAUUGUGGAGAAGUUGAAGAUUCUCGCCUACCGAAACCUUUUCAAGAAGGUGUAUUUGAUUCUGCAGACGCAUCAGAUCGAUUUGAAUGCAUUUUUGACGGCCCUGCAGUGGGUCGGAGAGGAAGAGUUGACGAUGGACGAGACGCACUGCAUUGUGGCCAAUUUGAUCUACGAGGGAAGGAUUAAGGGCUACAUUAGCCAUCAGCACAAUAAGCUGGUCGUUUCGAAGCAGAACCCGUUCCCGAAUGUUAUUGUAAAUUAGAAUUAGGCGGAUGAGAAUACACACUGACGAUAGGUAGGUA